UGCAGAUUCCAAGUUUUGAACUAGGGUGCAGAUUUACAACUUAGAAUAAAAAUAUAAAAAUUAAAGGCUUCUUUUCAAGAUCAUAUAAUUGAAGCCCCAUGUGAAAAGUAUAUCAUUGAUAGAUUCAAGGCAUAUCAUGCAAACCAUAACCACCCUAAAUAAAUUGUAGCCAACUAAUCAAUUUAUUAGUAUAAAAUAACAGUUCUGUAUUAAUUGUUCAAAGUCAACAAAGGGCAAAGUUUCAAUUCAUCAACAAGUUAGAUGUUGCAGCUGACUUGUUUAGAUUGGAUCAUCUUUUGAGUGUGAAUAGAUCAGAAAAAAUGGCCUACAAUCUUCAACCCCUCAUCACCAUCUUACAACAACUCUUGAAUCCUGAACAAACACGUUGGAUUGUUGAUCACAACAAACCACAACUCCAAUCCCUCCUCCAAAAAUCUGCUUCUCUUAAGCAAAUUCUUGAAAACUCUCCACUCCCAAAAGCAGAAACUAGUUUGGAGAGUGAAAUCCGUGAAGCAGCACAUGAAGCAGAAGAUAUGAUUGAAUCUCAUAUGGUGGAGCAAAUGCUUUCGAAGCCAGGUGAUGUGAGCUUAGCUUUCCUCACACCAGAUCUACAGCAAGUGAUGCAAAAACUUGAUUCCGUAAUGGAACAAGGGGUAGCGUCGCAGGAACUUGUUUUCGGAGUUGAAGAAGUGCUGCAGCUACUGCCUGAUAACACUUCAUCGGGUGGCGCUUCUCCAUUUCAAGAUCCGAGUUGGAAGAGCAUUGUGGUGGGAGUUGAUGAAGACUUGAUGCUGUUGAAGGAUCGGCUGAUUGGGACGCAUUGCAAGCUGGAGAUCGUGCCCAUCGUUGGAAUGGGCGGAAUUGGUAAAACCACUCUUGCUCGAAAGCUUUAUCAAGAUCCACUCAUUGUUGAGGUCUUUAGCUCUCUUGCUUGGGUCACAAUCUCACAAGAUUACGAUAUGAAAGCAAUUCUAUUAGGCCUUCUUCGUUGCAUAAUUGGAAAAGAAGUUGAUCAACUUAUUGAGAAGAAAAUUAAUGCACUAAAAGAUAUUUUGUAUCAGAGCUUGUUUGGUAGAAAAUACUUUAUUGUAUUAGAUGAUAUAUGGAGCAACAUAUUCUGGGACGAGAUAAGAAAAUACUUCCCAGACAACAACAAUGGGAGCCGAAUUGUGAUAACCACUAGGGAAUCUGUCGUGGCGAAAGAUAUCAACUCACAGAGCAAACAACACGAGAUGCAAUUGCUUAGCAAGUCGGAAAGUUGGAAUCUACUUCGCCAAGAGGUGUUUAAAGAAGAGGAGGAUUGCCCUGCUGCAUUGGAAAGGAUCGGAAGGAGCAUUGCAAGCAACUGUGGAGGGCUUCCUCUUGCCAUCCAUGUCGUCGGAGGGCUCUUGUCCAAGGCAAACAGGACACAAGAUUUUUGGGAGAACGUUGCGAAUGAUGUGAGUGCUGCAGUAGCUCAAUCGGGCGAGCAGUUCUCUAAUAUACUGUCUUUGAGUUAUAACCACUUGCCGAGUCACUUGAGGCCAUGUUUUCUCUACAUGGGAGCUUUUCCCGAAGAUUAUGAGAUUAAGCCCUCGAGACUCAUAAGGCUAUGGGUAGCUGAGGGAUUUCUGAGAUCAAAUGGAGAUAAAAGCUUGGAAGAGGAGGCUGAAGAUUGUUUGACUGCUCUUGUUGCCAGAAAUCUUGUUUCUGUUAGAGCAGUCAAGUCUACUGGCAGACCGAAGAGAUGUUAG
Salvia miltiorrhiza (redroot sage) is the source of this 1733-nucleotide messenger RNA. Its product is annotated as putative late blight resistance protein homolog R1A-10. Gene Ontology annotation, molecular function: ADP binding. The record is from RefSeq and is a predicted model, not a curated record. The transcript has a single exon. The coding region runs from base 321 to 1733 and encodes 470 amino acids. NCBI's taxonomy places the organism in Eukaryota, Viridiplantae, Streptophyta, Magnoliopsida, Lamiales, Lamiaceae. Gene Ontology annotation, biological process: defense response to other organism.